This is a messenger RNA of Hippocampus zosterae (dwarf seahorse), 1264 nucleotides long. RefSeq names its product ribosome production factor 2 homolog (gene rpf2). Lineage: Eukaryota; Metazoa; Chordata; Actinopteri; Syngnathiformes; Syngnathidae. Gene Ontology annotation, biological process: ribosomal large subunit assembly; maturation of LSU-rRNA from tricistronic rRNA transcript (SSU-rRNA, 5.8S rRNA, LSU-rRNA). Bases 113 to 1030 code for a protein of 305 amino acids. Gene Ontology annotation, molecular function: rRNA binding. The record is from RefSeq and is a predicted model, not a curated record. Gene Ontology annotation, cellular component: nucleolus. The transcript has 10 exons.
AACAACGACUUUGUCGCCGCAAAGUAACUCGUGUUGUCUUCCGGUGUUUCUCCUGCGCGUGCGAAGUUCGGCAACGUGAGCCGUUUACGGGAACGCAAAGAAAUACACGACAAUGACGCAGUCCGACGGUAUCAUAAAACCAAAGACCAAGCGCUCCAAGCGCUUCCUCCAGAGUCGAGCACCCAAAUUGACCGAGAAUGGAAAGAGUGCCAUGAUCAUGAAAGGGGGGAAUGCCAAUCAAACUGUGAGCCAGGCCCUCAAAGACAUAUAUUCCCUGAAAAAGCCCAAUGCAGUUCUGUACAAAAAGAAGAACAUCACAAGGCCCUUUGAGGACUCAACAUCACUGGAAUUUUUCUCCAAGAAAACAGACUGUUCUCUGUUUCUAUUUGGUUCCCACAACAAGAAACGACCCAACAACCUCAUAUUUGGCCGUCUAUUCGACUUCCACGUGUUGGAUAUGAUUGAACUGGGAAUCGAGAAGUAUGUCUCCCUGAGUGAGAUUAAGAUGACUAAAUGUCCCGAGGGCACCAAACCGAUGCUUGUGUUUGCCGGCGAGGCUUUCGAUAUGGACAACGAGUACAAACGUCUCAAGAGUCUGCUCAUCGACUUCUUUCGGGGUCCUUCUGUGCCGGCGGUGCGAUUGGCGGGCUUGGAACACGUUCUGCACUUCACUGCCGUGAAUGGGAAAAUAUUCAUGCGCAGUUACAGGUGCUUGUUGAAAAAGUCGGGCUGCAGAACGCCGCGCAUCGAGCUGGAGGAGAUCGGGCCGUCGUUUGACUUUGUCUUAAGAAGAACGCACCUUGCCUCAGACGACUUGUACAAGUUGUCUCACAAGCAGCCCAAGGCGCUAAAGCCCAAGAAGAAAAAGAAUGUUUCCCACGAUGCUUUUGGCACCAAAUUUGGCCGGGUGCACAUGCAGAAGCAGGACCUUUCCAAACUUCAGACACGGAAGAUGAAGGGUCUGCGCAAGAGGAAGCGGGAGGUGCCUGAUGAUGCGCAAUCUCCCAAAGUGGCAAAAGUGGACAGUUGAGGUCUGACACGGGCCGCUGGGCACUCAAGUCUUUGCCUCCGCACUAUUGUGCCGUUUUCUUCAUCUGCAUGGUCACCUUGACCCCCCCACCCCCUGUCACUCUUCACUGCCUCCACCCCAGUUGUAGGAGAGUCUGUGUAGAAAUCUGUUUAACUUCAAGCUUUUUGAGUUUUUUUAUUGUCAGAUUGUGAUUAAACUUCAUGCCUUGUCCUAAAUAAAAUUGCAUGCCACAUG